Messenger RNA from Pterocles gutturalis (yellow-throated sandgrouse), 1379 nucleotides. RefSeq names its product solute carrier family 22 member 15-like. Gene Ontology annotation, molecular function: transmembrane transporter activity. NCBI's taxonomy places the organism in Eukaryota, Metazoa, Chordata, Aves, Pterocliformes, Pteroclidae. The transcript is spliced from 10 exons. Gene Ontology annotation, cellular component: membrane. The annotation marks the transcript as partial. Gene Ontology annotation, biological process: transmembrane transport. The record is from RefSeq and is a predicted model, not a curated record.
GUAUAUGUGGCUUGUCAGUCGAUGCUUAUUGUGCUUGUGGGAGCUGUGCCUGAGUAUCACGUUGUCCAAGAAGGAAUUCCAGCGAGCAGAGCUGAGCUUGCCAAGCAUAUCCGUUUUGCGGACAACUUCACAUCUAUAGUAACGGAGUGGUACCUAAUCGAACAAGAAGCUUACAAGGUGAGCCUUGCAUCAUCCCUAUAUUUUGCUGGAUUACUUAUUGGAAAUAUCACAUUUGGCCCUUUGUCAGAUAAACUGGGCAGGAAGCCAGUGUAUAUCUCAGGUCUAUUUUUUGAUGUAGUUUUUGGGUAUGUCACAGCAUUUGCUCCAAAUUAUGACGUAUUUGCAGUUUCACGUUUUUUUGUUGGAAUCGUGAAUGGUGGAAUGGCUCUUGUGUCUUUUGUCCUAACACAAGAAUAUGUAGGAAAAUCAUUUUGGUCAUUUACAGGUUCGUUAACUAAUAUGACGUUUGCAGUUGGCAUUGCUGUUUACGCUUUACUGGGUUACUGCGUGAGAGAAUGGCGCUACCUUGCCUUGGUAUCGAAUACUCCAGGAGUCAUCUUCUUUCUGCUUUCUUUUAUGCUACCAGAAUCGCCACGAUGGCUGUAUUCCCAAGGGAAAACGGCAGAAGCUGAAGAUGUGUUGCAAUAUAUUGCCCUUGCUAAUGGAAGAGAGAGAUUAAAUCUAAAAUUAAAACCAAGUGCGGGAACUUUAAGAAAGGAUGAGUCUGCACCUGGUAUCCUAAACUUAGUAAAACACCCAGUCCUUUGGUGGCAAACCAUCGCACUGAUGUACAUCUGGUAUGUCUGCAGCUUUGUGUACUAUGGUCUAACUUUAAAUGCUGGUGAAUUAAGAGGAAAUCUGUAUUUAAAUGUGGCCCUUUCUGGUCUUGUAGAAGUUCCAGCAUUUCCUCUCUGCAUGUUUUUUAUUGAGAAAUCCUGGUCUGGAAGAUGUAAAACUAUGACAUGUUUUCUGAUAUUUGCAGGGUUUGCCUGUAUAUUGACCAUGUUUUUACCAACAAAUGCUGGUAAGUAUGUACUGUUGCUAAAUCCCACUUUGUUAGUUUUGUGUGGAAAAAUGAUGGUCAGCGCCGCUUUCAACAUCAUGUAUAUUUAUACAUCGGAACUAUACCCAACAGUACUGAGAAAUGCUGGCUUGGGUGUCUGUUCCAUGUCUUGCAGAUUUGGGGGCAUUUUGGCUCCAUUUGUGCCAUCCAUGAAAUCUCUUAGUCCUUCUGUACCGUUUGUGGUGUUUGGAAUCAGUGGACUGUCAGCAGGAUUCCUGACUCUCCUUCUGCCAGAAACACUAAAUAAGCCAAUUGCUGAGAACAUAGAAGAUCUCCAGAGUCCCAAAUACCAAGUGCUUAAAAACGAAGAGGAAGA